AUGAUUAAUGAUUUGUUAUUGUUAGAAAAUUUAAAUUAUUAUCAUUAUUAUCCGGAUAAGAAUCGUUUAUCACCAUUAUUGAAUAAAAAAUUUUUAUCAUUAAUCAAUGAUAAUAAUGGUAUACGUUUUCGUCGAUUAGAUACAUUAUUGAAUAAUGAAGGAAUGCGUUUUCGAAAAGCGGAUCCAAGUUUAUUGAAUGAUGAAGGAAUGCGUUUCAGAAAAGCAGAUCCCAGCCUAUUGAAUGAUGAAGGAAUGCGUUUUAGACGUCCGGAUCCAUUGUUCAAUGAUGAAGGAAUGCGUUUUCGAAAAGCUGAUCCAAGCCUAUUGAACGACGAAGGAAUGCGUUUUCGAAAAGCUGAUCCUAGCCUAUUGAACGACGAAGGAAUGCGUUUUCGAAAAGCAGAUCCAAGUUUAUUGAAUGAUGAAGGUAUGCGUUUUCGUCGUCCAGAUCCAUUGUUCAAUGAUGAAGGAAUGCGUUUUCGAAAAUCCAAUCCAAAUCUAUUAACAAAUGAAGGUAUGCGUUUUCGUCGUCCAUAUUCAAAUCAAUUAAUAAAUGAUGAAGGUAUGCGUUUUAAAAAACCGGAUACAUUAUUGAAUGAUGAAGGAAUGCGUUUUAAACGGCCAUUAUUUUUAUUAAAUGAAGAUGGUGGUUUUCGUUUUAAAAAAAAUCCAAAUGAAUUAUUAAAUAAAAAUCUUAUUAUAAGAAAAUCAGUAUUAGAUGGUGAAGGAUUACGUUUUAAAAAAGAUAAUAAUAAUAAUAAUAAUGGUGGUAAUGGUCAAUCAUUAUUGGAUAAAGAAGGUAUGCGUUUUAAAAAAGCUGAUCAACAAAAAUCAUCAACCACAUCAUCCAACGAACAACAAACAGGAAAAAACAGCCGAUUAUAAAUGAAAAUAUUUUAUAUGGUGAAGGUAUAAGAUUUUAAACACACAGAAUGAAUUGAAAAAAAAAAUGAAAAAAAUCAACUAUUCUUUCCAUCAUCAUCAUCAUCAACAACUAAUUUCAUCACUUAAUUAUGAGAUAAAACAAAAACCAAAAACCAAAUCAAACACAUUCUUGUUUUUUUUCUUGUCGGGAACAAAUCAAAUAAAUUAUUAUUAUUGGUCAUCAUCAUCAAUUUUUUCGUGGAACAACAAAUCAUCAUUAUCAUCAUCAUCAUCGUCAUUUGUUAUUUUUGAUUCUUUUUGAUGUAACAACAACAACAACAAAAGAAAUCGAAUAAGAAUUUACACCCACUCACUUUUUUUUCAUCCACCCACACACACAGGAAUUACAUUUUACCAUUAUUUAUUAAUCUUGUUAUCAUCGAACACUAUCGCGAUAAUCACUAUCGAUAGCCAACAACAACAACAAUCGAUUGUUUGACAUUAAAAAUUCGAUUCGAUUAAGAAUUUUUCUUUUCUUUUUUUUUGUUUUCGUUUUUGAUUUUUGAUUUUUGAAAUUUUUUUUUGAAAUUUU
Messenger RNA from Dermatophagoides pteronyssinus (European house dust mite), 1456 nucleotides. RefSeq lists its product as uncharacterized. The record is from RefSeq and is a predicted model, not a curated record. Lineage: Eukaryota; Metazoa; Arthropoda; Arachnida; Sarcoptiformes; Pyroglyphidae.